Messenger RNA from Dibothriocephalus latus, 327 nucleotides. Lineage: Eukaryota; Metazoa; Platyhelminthes; Cestoda; Diphyllobothriidea; Diphyllobothriidae. The record is from the annotation of a GenBank genome assembly.
UUAAAACUCUACUUGACUGAACGUUCAUCAAAGAAGGAGCAAGUGGUGAUGCGACUGGUGGAUGUGCGCUGGUUCUCUGCCAACACCUAUGGUUGGAUAGUCUUCAACCUCAAGUACGCCCUCGAAUAUUGGCUCCGAAAUCCGGAUACCGAAAAUCGUGGUUUCGUUCUCAUUGCCUACCGCCCAGACGGAUCUGUCAUUCAGGGUCCGGAAGGAGUCGACAUAGCCCAGCGAGGAGUACUGCCGGAUCGCUUUCAACCCUCUCUAGUUGUCUACUACAAGAAUGCUGGGACGGAACGAGUGGGGUUGGAAACAAAAGGUUGGUGA